AUGGUUGUAUUGAAACUCUCUCACAUAAUAUUUACAUUAUUUUUAUACCGCGUAAAAUUUGCUUCUUCCGAAAUAUUAUAUUUGGAUAAUUUAGAUAAUCCUAAUUUUUAUACAAUAAAAAUUGUUGAAGACAGAUUAACUAAGAUUAUGAUAUUAUCUACACCAGAAGAUAAGAUAACUGAAAUACGUUCUAAAAGGAAACUAAUUUGGGGAAGCGAUCGAGGUGAAUAUGUUAAAUGUUUUACUAGAUUUUCAUUUGAAUCGUCCGAUAAGACAUUAAUUACCAUUGAAAUUGGAAAUGCCGUAGAUGAAGCUAUGAAAUUUAUUUACGUGAGCGGGAACUUCUAUAAAUAUAUCAACAAGAGUGAGUUUGAGGAUUAUUACAAAAGUUUUUGUUCAGUAUUUAUUAAAAUUCCACCAGGUAAGCUUCCAAUUCCGAGACUGAAAAAAAAUGUAAAAACAGAAAAAGUUGAUAAACGUAAACUAAAACGAGAUAGACAAAGAAAAGAUAAACCACAAAGUGAACAACAUGAUAAAAAUGUUGAUAUAGUUUCACAAUCAUUAGCUGAGGAAGGAAUUGAUCUAGAAAAGAAAAUCGUUGGCAGAGAAGAACCUACUCAACAAACAGAAAAACAACAAGAACCUACAGAGUUAGAACCAGAAACUAUUCCAGUGGAACUUGAAUCAGAUGAUGAAGAAAUUGAUGAAUCUAAUGUAUCAAAACCUAAAGAAUCAGAUGGAAUAUUAACUCAGAAUAGAUACACACAAACAGAUAUUCAAGAAAUAGAAGAUAUUGGAAUUCAAACAGAAAUUCAUGAAUUAGAAAAUAUUGUAACACAAACAGAUAUUCAAACUAAAGAAAGCUCGAUUCAAACAGACAUUCAAGAAGUAGAAGAUAUAGAUACACAAACAGACAUUCAAGAAUUAGAAAAUAUUGGUAUUCAAACAAUUGGGAAUUUUUCUGAUAUAACAGAAGUAACCAAGAAACAUGAACAACCAGAAGUACCUAAACGUAGACCAGGUAGACCAAGAAAACAGAAACCUGAACCUGAACAACCUAAACGUAAACGGGGUAGGCCUAGAAAACAGAAAUAUGAAACUAAAAAAACUUGGUUACUUAGACCAAGAAACAUGAAAACUGAAACUAAAAAAACUUGGUUACUUAGACCAAGAAAACAGAAACCUGAACCUGAACAACCUAAACGUAAACGGGGUAGGCCUAGAAAACAGAAAUAUGAAACUAAAAAAACUUGGUUACUUAGACCAAGAAACAUGAAAACUGAAACUAAAAAAACUUGGUUACUUAGACCAAGAAAACAUAAACCUGAACCUGAACAACCUAAACGUAAACGAGGUAGACCAAGAAAACAAAAACCUGAACCUUCAUCAGACACAUAA
Theileria annulata is the source of this 1398-nucleotide messenger RNA. RefSeq names its product Tashat1 protein. Lineage: Eukaryota; Apicomplexa; Aconoidasida; Piroplasmida; Theileriidae. The record is from RefSeq and is a predicted model, not a curated record. The transcript has a single exon. Gene Ontology annotation, molecular function: DNA binding. Bases 1 to 1398 code for a protein of 465 amino acids. Gene Ontology annotation, biological process: regulation of DNA-templated transcription. Gene Ontology annotation, cellular component: chromatin; nucleus.